AUGACUUCACAAUCUUCAAGCUUAAACGAUAAUGUGACUCUACAAAGCCAAACCAAUUUUCUCCUGCAAUGUAAAUGGGAGUUAUUGCUUAUAACAAACUGUGAAGGAAGCUCAUACUUGGUCCAAAUAUGUUAUGUAUCAAUAAUAUUAUGUCUUACGAUCUCAGUUUUAUCACUAGCCAUUUUAGUUUAUAAGACUAUCUGGAAUAAUAUUCAAAUAAGAAUGAAUCCUCUUAAGGGAUUUUUAACUUCUAUGAUUUUGUAUGGAAUAAUUCGAGCAGUUUCAAUGCUAAUAGCAACGAAUGAUUGGAUACAUGAUAGUUAUAUUUUAAAAGCAGUUGUUGCAGCUCUUGGUUGGGCGUUUGGAUGCAAUGCCAUUGCAAUCUACUUAGUUAGCAUAUUUAAAGUGCUUCCUCGAUUAGCAUUGAACCAACACACUGUCUUUAGUGUCGAUGCAGAUCUUCCUGAAGACCAUUUGACGGCAAAUCGUUUUAUACCAAACCCUAACUCAGUACUUAAAGUAUAUUGGGCAUUUACAAUUGCUUCAUUCGUUUGUGCUAUAAUAUUGUCAAUAUUAAAAGGUUAUUUUCAAGGAACUGGUAAAGAAUUGCCAUUUAGUAUAACCUAUACUCUUCUAGCAAUUCAACUUGGAGUUUCAGAUGUAUUAGGAAUCGUGUGUUUUAUAAAGUAUGGGAGAUUAAUUAUUAAAUUACUUGAUGAAAGUGCUACACUAAUGGGAUUGAUGGACAUAAAAUAUUCGCAUCAUAGGGCAUCAUGUUUAAAAAAUUAUUCUAUUUAUUUGAAGAAGCCUACUUGUUAUAGUUUGUUGGCUUGGGUUUUUGGGUUUUUUUAUAGCUCUCAUGAGAAGGAUAAUAGACAAGAACAUGCUAAUAUACGUAACUCUAGCAGCUAUAAGCUUAGACGGAAUCCCUAUGGCAAUGUUGAUCACACUUCUUGGAAUCAUUUACGGAGAGAUACACAAACAAUACAGCGUACAAGUGGAAGAAAUUACCAUGUCAAUUAA
This is a messenger RNA of Dentiscutata erythropus, 1023 nucleotides long. The record is from the annotation of a GenBank genome assembly. NCBI's taxonomy places the organism in Eukaryota, Fungi, Glomeromycota, Glomeromycetes, Diversisporales, Gigasporaceae.